AUAUUUGGUUGAAGCAGGACAGCCAGGCAUUGAACCGAUCCUUCAUAAACUAGACUCGCCAGGGGUUGCUGCGCGAAAAGAGCCUUGAAUAGUUGUCUUCUGAUAUCUUCCUGCGAAGCCAUUUACCAUCGAAACGGAAAUGGGGGGCCCGAACCUUGAAGUUUUCAAAUUUGGGUUUUACAUCAUGUUCCCCAUUGGCAUCAUGUACUACUUCGGCACGAACCUCGACAGCAAGUUCUCCGUCGAUGGCUUUUGGCCGUCGAAAGAGCAGAGCAACAAGAUCCCAACCGAACCCGAGGACAUCCGCGCCGAGCUAGAACGAUUAAGGCGACGACGGCUGGAAAGAAGGGCAACGCGACUGGCGGAGGAAACACGCUCUCAGCAAGACAUGGCAGGGGAUGGGGCAUAAGAUCGGCGAGGAACCGCUUCGACUGCAUGUGAGGCGUUUAAUGGGUAUCUAAAACGGAAUCAUUUCAAAGGCGUUGCGUUUGGAAAUACCCACUUCAGGAUGUACACCAGGACUUUCGGCAUUGGCCUCUCUAUGAGCACUUCCAAGACUGUCACGCCCUAACUUGUAACGUUAUAUUGUACAGUAUAAAACACCAAUAUCUACAUUUCCAGCGUCGACUGAAAGGUCUUCCAUGUCUCAUUCCCAAGAGAGCCUUGCGCGACAUUCAUGUACACCGCUUGCACCCCUUGUACCUCCUCCAAGGCCUCUAUAAAACUGCAGAGCUCUUCUGCCUUCCCAUCGUCCAAUGG
This is a messenger RNA of Eremomyces bilateralis CBS 781.70, 759 nucleotides long. RefSeq lists its product as uncharacterized. NCBI's taxonomy places the organism in Eukaryota, Fungi, Ascomycota, Dothideomycetes, Eremomycetales, Eremomycetaceae. The coding region runs from base 140 to 409 and encodes 89 amino acids. Gene Ontology annotation, cellular component: mitochondrion; mitochondrial inner membrane. The record is from RefSeq and is a predicted model, not a curated record. The transcript is spliced from 2 exons. Gene Ontology annotation, biological process: mitochondrial respiratory chain complex IV assembly.